Molecule: messenger RNA, 1241 nt
Organism: Aspergillus ibericus CBS 121593
Lineage: Eukaryota; Fungi; Ascomycota; Eurotiomycetes; Eurotiales; Aspergillaceae
Exons: 2
Coding region: 85-1092 (335 amino acids)
Biological process (GO): mRNA processing
Cellular component (GO): THO complex part of transcription export complex
Source: RefSeq, a predicted model, not a curated record
UCGGCCACCGAGAGAUCGCGAUCACCUUGGACACUCCCGACGUGGUUCCCUUGACAAAUACCCGGAUUUAUUUUUACGACCAUAAUGACGUCGUAUGGUCUACUGGAUCAACCGGACGAAGAUGGACUCCACAAGUCCCGCCUCUUGAACGUCGAAGAAAAACCAUUCAAGCGGAUUUCGAAACGCCUUCUGAACAGCGAUUCUAUUGUGGUAUCCAACGCGACGCUCCCUCCCACCCCUCCGCCCGAUGGAGCGGACGACGAUGCGACAGCAGCGGCCGAGGCGGAGAAACAGAAACGACUCGAGGAAUGGCGCCAUUUCCGUGAAGACGUCGCUUUGGACUUUGCCGCAUUCGAAGGCAGUAUUGCGCGCAUCCAAUUCGUCCUGACAAGUAACGAAAAGGAGCGCGAGCGAUAUGCAGCUGAGAAGCUUCGAAUUCUUGAUACAAUGCAAUCGGUGCGCGACAACACAGCAGACUUGCGGGUACAGCUAGAGGAGGCACAGCGUCUGCUGGCCCUGCGCAAAAGCUACGAUGAACUGGCGGAGAAAAUUACCAGCAACCGGCUCUUGAAGCCGCGAGAAGAUCAACAAGCCAAUCUACAAAAACUACAGGCGGAAAUUACCGAGCUGGAAAAGGAGAGCAAGGAGUACGCACAGACAUGGGGAGAACGACGAGAACAAUUUGGCCGGAUUGUGGAAGAAGGAAUGCAGCUGCGUCGUCUCAUCCGUGACGAGAAGGAGGAGGUCGAGCGUAGAGAAGGCAUGCAGGAGGGAGAGGACGGAGAUGACGGGGAUGUCCCCUCGAAAGGAAAAUCUAGUGGGGCUAAUACUCCCCGUCACGAGUCCGACAGUCUGACUCCUUCUCAACAUGGUCAAGAUGAUCUUGGCCGAUCGCCUGCUGGAUUGCAGGUGGACAGGGCGAGUACAGCCGGCGCAGCAUCACCCUUACGACAAGUAACCGCAGUAGACGACGAGAAGAAGACAGUCCCCGAUCAGGACAUUACGAUGGAAGAUGAGGGUGAGGUGGCCGAAGAGCUGGAAGAAGGAGAAGAGGUUCAAGAUGACCGUGCAGAUAAAAUGGACACUACCUGAUUAUCGGGGAAUUUUUCUACCACUCAUUGAGCAAGGAGUCCGGUCGGUGGCGUUCGCAUUAGGGUGACUAUCAAAUCACGUCAAUUUUUUGCUUUUAUUCAGGGGCAAUUUAUUAAAUAUUUCCUCAUGAUGGGGUUAAGUACAUGUGC